Phytophthora nicotianae INRA-310 is the source of this 261-nucleotide messenger RNA. RefSeq lists its product as hypothetical. The transcript is spliced from 2 exons. Lineage: Eukaryota; Oomycota; Peronosporomycetes; Peronosporales; Peronosporaceae. Bases 1 to 261 code for a protein of 86 amino acids. The record is from RefSeq and is a predicted model, not a curated record.
AUGAGUGUGGACGGUGGCAAGAACAGGCGUUGUGGCAUGGACGUGUGCGAACGCGUGGGGACAGACAGCGUCGUCAGCGGGCGCAACGGCCCGCUCAAGAGCAGCAAGCCACCAGAGACUGCCAAAGUGUCGCACACGGCAGCUGGCGACGUUGAAGGAGGACUGCACGUGUCGCCUCUAACCCAAAGUGAAGGGUACGGCGAGCACGAGGAAGGCUGUGAGAUCAAGGACGGCUUCAAUUGGCGAUUUGCUCGUCUCUGA